AUGGCCGCCUCCACCAUGUCCGUCUGCUCCGAUGCCUGCACCCACGCCUCCUGGCAGGUGGACGACUGCCCAGAGAGCUGCUGCGAGCCCUGCGGCGCCCCCAGCUGCUGCCAGCCCCGCGGCUGCGCCCCCGCCCCCUGCCUCACCUUCCUCUGCUCCCCAGCGGGCUGUGCGUCCAGCCCCUGCUGCCAGUCCGUCUGCGCCAGCUGCUGCACACCCUCCUGCUGCCAGCCGUCUAGCUGCCAGCCGUCCUGCUGCGUGCCUGUCUGCUGCAAGCCCGUCUGCUGUAAGACUAUGUGCUGUGAGCCCGUGUGCUGCAGACCGUUGUGCUGCACACCCAUGUGCUGCAGACCCGUGUGCUGUGAGCCUGUGUGCUGCACACCCGUGUGCUGCAGACCUGUGUGCUGUGAGCCCGUGUGCUGCGGGGCUUCCUCCUGCUGCUGCCAGCCGUCCAGCUGCCAGCCCUGCUGCCGCCCCUGCCCGCCCUGCCCGCCAUCCUCCAGCGUGUCCCUGCUGUGCAGGCCCGUGUGCAGGCCCGCCUGCUGCGUGCCCACCUCCUCCUGCUGUGCCCCCUGCUGCCA
This is a messenger RNA of Dipodomys ordii (Ord's kangaroo rat), 581 nucleotides long. Its product is annotated as keratin-associated protein 10-9-like. Gene Ontology annotation, cellular component: keratin filament. The record is from RefSeq and is a predicted model, not a curated record. NCBI's taxonomy places the organism in Eukaryota, Metazoa, Chordata, Mammalia, Rodentia, Heteromyidae. The annotation marks the transcript as partial. The transcript has a single exon.